AAUUUGUAACCGGUGUCUACUCUCUUCCUGGUUGAUGUGGACAGAAGAAGUGCUGGGGUGAGGUCUGUUGUUGUAGCUGUGUAAAAACAUGGAGAAAAUCAGGCUAUUUGGGACAGAAAAGCCAAGCGAUUCACCGAGUUAAUCAGCGUGUAAACGCGUAUUUUACUCGGCGCUAACAGACGCUUAUUUGGGCCGCUUCCUCUUUCAAACCGCUACUGUUUUGACGGAGCAGCUUCCCUUUUAGCUCACGGUAGCUGAUAAUGCUAAUGCUAAUGCUACCAGCCAAACAGUGCUAUUACUUUAGCCAGAGUGAUCUCUAUGGCUCUGACUUCAGCUAUCUGUAGCUGCUACUGCUAAUGCUACAUGCUACCAGCCAGACAGUGCACCUGUCACCGGCUUCUUUGUGCAUCUCCUGUCGGUGUCUUCGUGUCCUGUUGUCUGCUAUGUGUCUCAACUUGUAAACAACUAACUUGGCUUCUAAUUCAUCUGUGUUUUGUCGCCUUUUUGACAUUUUAGUCGCUUUUUUCGAGUUUUUUUUCUCGACGUUUUUGACGCUCUUUCUAACGGUUUAGUUACGGUUUUUUUUCCCUGGUUUUUUCAGCAUUGUUCUAACUUUUUAAAGUGUUAUUGUCUAAAUUGAUUUAUAUUUUAGUCGUUUAUUCCAACGUUUUACUCGCGUUUUCUCUACGUCUUUGUAGCUUCCGACGUUUUUGUUGUUUUUCCAAUUUUUUUUAGACUUCAUUUUGUUACAUUUAUCUUAUUUUCCUUCCACAUUGACAAUAAUGUCGUAGUAAAACAACAAAGAUUGAAUGACAGCUCAACACAGCCCCACUCAUUUAUAAUGAGCCUAGUUUUACUCCCAACGUCAAUAUAUUUAGGAACAAUUCAUCAAAAUUGAGGUUUGAGAAGAUGAACUGAGUCCCUGCGUCCAGCAGACAUGUAACUGUUAUAAACGGUUAUCAGCGGUUGUGUUAUGAACUGUGUACAGUGCGCGCCACUGGAGACUUCCAAACACAAACAGUUUCUAGCUUAAAUCCCGAGAAGAAAGAGAUGGCGUCCUCCAAAGUAAAAGUGGGAGUCAGCGGGGAGAAAGAGAGUAAAAGCAGCGGUUCUGCCGGAGGCGAAGCAACAAAUACCCGGAUGUACUGCCUGGAGGACCUGGAGACCGUGGCCACAGUGGGCACUGGGACGUUUGGCAGAGUCUUCCUGGUUCGGGACAGGGAGAGCCGGGCCUUCUUUGCCCUGAAACAGAUGAAGAUCCCCGACGUGAUCCGGCUGAAGCAGGAGCAGCACGUCCACAACGAGAAGGAGGUGCUGUCAGAGGUCAACCACCCUUUCCUUAUCAGACUGUUCUGGACGCACCACGACGAGCGCUUUCUCUACAUGCUGAUGGACUACGUGGCGGGCGGCGAGCUCUUCAGCUUCCUGCGCAGUCGUGGGCGCUUCAGCAACGCCACCGGCCUCUUCUACACCGCCGAAAUUGUCUGCGCCAUCGAGUACCUCCACGCCAGAGAAAUCGUCUACCGCGACCUGAAGCCGGAGAACAUCCUGCUGGACAGCGAGGGACACAUCCGCCUCACCGACUUCGGCUUCGCCAAGAAGCUCUCCGACAGGACGUGGACUCUAUGUGGGACCCCCGAGUAUUUGGCUCCUGAAGUCAUCCAGAGUAAAGGCCACGGCCGAGCGGUGGACUGGUGGGCGCUGGGGAUCCUCGUCUUUGAGAUGCUGGCUGGUUACCCGCCUUUCUUUGACGACAAUCCGUUUGGUAUCUAUCAGAAGAUUCUGGCGGGAAAACUGGAAUUCCCUCGCCAUCUGGACUUCUACGUCAAAGACCUCAUCAAGAAGUUUCUGGUCAUCGACCGAGCCAGACGCCUCGGAAACAUGAAGAAUGGAGCAGACGAUGUGAAGAAGCAUCGCUGGUUCAAGACCGUUGACUGGGAGGCCGUUCCUCUGAGGAAACUGAAGCCUCCCAUAGUUCCCAAAGUGUCCCAUGACGGAGACACCUCGAACUUUGACGUUUACCCGGAGGACGAGUGGAAGAAAGAUCCUCCUGUGCCUCCCAAGGACUUAGAGAUCUUCAAGAACUUCUGAUCCCCGAGCCUGCUUUAUUUAUUACGGACACAGCUCGCAAUCACGGAGAGAAAACCCAGGACAGACGCAUCAGAUCAACUCCAGGUGAUCGGUGCUGUGGAUCAAACCACAGAGAUGAUUUUCUUUUUAUAUUUUUAUUUAUCCGACUUAAAAGUCUUUGCUGUUUUCGUUCUCUCUGAGGCUGCACGUAUGCAAAUCAAAAGACUGUUACUUUCUACCUUUAAAAGAAAAAAAGAGAAGAAUCAGGUCUUUUUUUUUAUAUUAUGUUUUAUAUUUUAUCUCUUUUUAAACAAUGUUCAGACUGGUGCUGUGACUGUCAGCUGGCCAGUAGUCAUUAAUAAACUAUGUAAUUUACAAAAAGCUGAGCACUUACAGCACAGUUUGAUGUCUCACAGUUACAGUUCAGUUGAGGCUACAUCUACACUACUACAUUUUGGUUUAGAAACAAAUAUCUUUUGCUACUUUUACAUCUCGCAUCCACACUACAAUUUUCCAAACUCCAUUCAGAAAAAGUCGUUUGUCUGUCGCCUUGCGGACAAACUUCGGCAUACUUUGAUCCGUUUAUUUCCUAGAGAAGGCGUUAAAAUUGAGAAAUAUCAGCUCCUAAAAAAGAGCCCGUGGAAACACUGCGGUUUUGGUUUGAAAUGGCAUAUAUUUUGCUACUUUUACGCCUCGCAUCCGCACUACUGCUACAUUUCCGACAGACAUUUUGGAAACCUCUGCCUCCUGAUUUGGUCUCAUCCGUUAGUUUUUGUUUCAAAGAAAACGUAGCCGUGUAGAUAUAGCCUGAGUUUGCUUCCACGGCUCCGACUAUUUAAUCUCUGUUAUUACUGCAACCGCGUUCACUUCUCAUCAUCGUCAUUAUCAUUGUUGUCAUGUAAGAAAGGGGGUGAAAGGUGCUGGGAACAUUUAAAUUGUCGCUCUGUAGAGCUACAUCACUAUUCACAGUAUUCACUUUAUCGUGCAGAAAGCUUCUUUUUGGGCCUUUAAAAAAAGAAAAACAUGUAUUUUGUUUGCUACCAUUAAAAUCAAAGUGAUCAUGUGA
Perca flavescens (yellow perch) is the source of this 3136-nucleotide messenger RNA. It is a transcript of the gene prkx, whose product is annotated as protein kinase X-linked. Gene Ontology annotation, cellular component: cytosol; cAMP-dependent protein kinase complex. Gene Ontology annotation, biological process: protein phosphorylation. The transcript is spliced from 8 exons. Gene Ontology annotation, molecular function: ATP binding; cAMP-dependent protein kinase activity. The record is from RefSeq and is a predicted model, not a curated record. Bases 1051 to 2091 code for a protein of 346 amino acids. Lineage: Eukaryota; Metazoa; Chordata; Actinopteri; Perciformes; Percidae.